This is a messenger RNA of Stegodyphus dumicola, 1713 nucleotides long. RefSeq lists its product as uncharacterized. Lineage: Eukaryota; Metazoa; Arthropoda; Arachnida; Araneae; Eresidae. The record is from RefSeq and is a predicted model, not a curated record.
UAUGCGACGACAAACGCUGAGAGUUUACGGAAGUUAGCGGGUCUCACGUGACAGAUGGCAACACUAAGAGGUUACCGUAAUUUGCGCCAAAAUUGAAAAAUGAAGCCAAAUGUAAUUUUUCGAAGUAAGCAAUACACGUUUUCGCCAUUUUGCUUGCACGUGCUGCUGUGGGGGAAGCAAGCUCUUUUGACUAUUCUUGGAGUACUUGUUUAUCCAGAGACGGUUUACACCUAAAUCGGAGAGGUAAUCAGCAGCUGGGGAAAAUUUUUGUAAAAGAUAUCAGGAUAAGUUUGACUGUUGCAGAGGUAAGUGCACCAUUUUGUUCUACAUCCCUUAGCAGUUUCCCAGCAUUAACCAGUAUUCCUUCUGUUCUGAGUACUCAUUUGGGUAGUAAUCUUGGUGCUUCUGUUUCCAAACCACUCUUUUCAGAUGUUGUGAAACGUUCUUUAGUUUCCAGUGUUCGGGUUUGUAAUUCUAGAGAUUUUUUGUGCCAUGUUUCUUCUUCUAAACCGCUUUAUUCAGAUGUUUUAAAGCAUGAUGCAUGAUUGUUUUACUAGCUCUGUUUUGAAUACUAAUCCCAGUAUUCCGAGUUUAUCAGAUUUUCCACUUCUUGAAUAUUCACUUGGCACUAGUGUAAAUUUUUUGGAUCCACCUCCUAAGCCACUUUACUCAGAUGUUUUAAAACAUGGAUUUUCUAGUAUGAUUUUGGAUAGCAGUUCCAGUGUUUUGGAUGUAUUGGAUUUUCCAGCUCUCGAAUGUACUGUCCACACUACAUCAGGUGUUUUAAAUUCUACUGGAUCUCAACUUCCUGAUACUGCAGCUAUUUCUGAACUUCCUGGAAAUUCAGUGUCUAAUUCUCAACCUGCAGGCUCUUCGGAUUCCAAUUCAUCAUCAUCUCAUCUUGGUAUCAGUUUCAAUUCUUGUACUUCCAUGUCGAAUUUUCCAGUUUUUAAGGGUUCAUUUGUUUGCUCUGAUUCAGAUUUGCAGAAGGCUACUAUAUCUGUAUCUAAAUUUUCUUUUAUGUCGUUAGUCACUUCUCAGCCUACUGGCUUUUGAGGCUCUGUUUCAUCUACUCAGCUUGUCACCAAUUCCAAUACUUGCCCAUCAGUUGUUGGUUCUUGUGCAAAUUUUAAUUCUUACCAUCCAUAUUUUCAUUUUAACAAGUUUUCUAUUCUUAAAAAUUAUUCAGAAUGUUCUAACAUUAAGUUUGGGGGUGCAAAUGAUUCUAAUCAGGGUGAAAGUAAUGUACAGAAAUCUGAAAAUGGGUAUGUUGAAGAAAACUGCAAAGUUAUUACCUCUGUUAACCCAAAUAUAAAGACUAUAAUUUGUCCAUGUUGUAAGAAAGAUUUCUCUUGUAAAGAAACUUUAUCAAGACACAAACGUAACUGUAAAAUUUUAAAUAAGGAUAAUUUAUGUACUACCAUAAAGAAUGAUGAAAUAGAAAAUAAAUAUCCAAGAACGUGCGAGGUAUGCAUGAAGUCAUAUGCUUCAAGACAGUCAUUUUUUAAUCAUAAAAAAAAGGUGUAAAUCUGUGUCUUCUGAAAUUGAUUCAAAAUCAUAUAUUUGUGACAACUGUGAAAUAGACUGUAAAACCCGCAGUAACCUUUUUCAUCAUAAGAAGUUUUGCUGUUCUAAAAAUAAUUUAAAUAUUCGUAAACCGUGUGUUUUUCCUGAUUGCAAGGCAUCCUUCCAGUUUAUUAGUGAUCAUAAUAA